Molecule: messenger RNA, 2479 nt
Organism: Lepisosteus oculatus (spotted gar)
Lineage: Eukaryota; Metazoa; Chordata; Actinopteri; Semionotiformes; Lepisosteidae
Product: transcriptional enhancer factor TEF-3
Biological process (GO): regulation of transcription by RNA polymerase II; hippo signaling; embryonic organ development
Cellular component (GO): transcription regulator complex
Molecular function (GO): DNA-binding transcription factor activity, RNA polymerase II-specific; RNA polymerase II cis-regulatory region sequence-specific DNA binding
Source: RefSeq, a predicted model, not a curated record
AUGCAGUAUGAACUCCAGUGCCUGCCCAUCCCCACCUCAAAUCUCUACCACCCUCACCUACCCCCGCCCCUCCUCCCCAUCACCUCCACCCUCAUCACGUCACCCUCCCCCCAUCCCAGCGGCACCACGUCGGCAGACUGGGUCCAAGCCCCCUCUCCCGGGGGGAACAGCGAGGAGCUGAACGAGUCGCUCGACAAGCCCCUGGAGAAUGACGCAGAGGGGGUAUGGAGCCCCGACAUCGAGCAGAGCUUCCAGGAGGCCCUGGCCAUCUACCCCCCUUGCGGCCGCCGCAAGAUCAUCCUCUCCGACGAGGGCAAGAUGUACGGGCGAAAUGAGCUGAUAGCAAGAUACAUAAAGCUGCGAACAGGAAAGACCCGAACAAGGAAACAGGUGUCUAGUCACAUUCAGGUGCUGGCUCGACGGAAGGCCAGGGAAAUCCAAGUUAAGCUUAAGGACCAGGCAGCCAAGGACAAGGCUCUACAGAGCAUGGCCACCAUGUCCUCUGCCCAGAUCAUCUCUGCCUCUGCCUUCCAGAAUAAAAUAACAUUGCAGGGGCUGCCCCGUCCGGCUUACCCCGCUGCAACUGGGUUUUGGCAUGGAGCACUACCAGGACAACCAACAGCUUCUGAAGAUGUCAAGCCUUUCUCACAACAUAACUACACCAUUCAAGGAACUGGGCCACCUACAAUAUCAGGGUAUGAGAGCACAGUAGGCCUCACAGCAUCCCCUGCUGCACCCUCCUGGCAGGGUCGGAGCAUCGGGAGCUGCAAACUCCGCAUGUUGGAAUUCUCCGCUUUCUUGGAGCAUCAGCAAGACCCUGACACAUACAACAAGCAUUUGUUUGUCCACAUUGGCCAGUCCAACCCAACGUUCAGUGACCCUUACCUGGAAGCUGUUGACAUCCGGCAGAUUUAUGAUAAAUUCCCAGAGAAGAAAGGAGGCCUCAAAGAGCUGUUUGAGAAGGGACCCUCCAAUGCGUUCUUCUUGGUCAAGUUUUGGGCCGAUCUGAGCAUGAACAUCCAAGAUGACAGUGGCUCCUUCUAUGGCGUUUCUAGUCAGUACGAGAGCUCAGAAAACAUGAUCAUCACCUCUUCAACCAAAGUGUGCUCCUUUGGCAAGCAAGUGGUGGAAAAAGUGGAGACAGAGUAUGCGCGGUUUGAAAACGGACGCUAUGUGUUUCGGAUCCAUCGCUCUCCGCUUUGUGAAUACAUGAUCAACUUUAUCCAUAAGCUGAAGCACCUUCCAGAGAAAUACAUGAUGAACAGUGUGCUGGAGAACUUCACUAUCCUACAGGUAGUGACAAACAGAGACACACAGGAGACACUACUUUGCAUCGCCUAUGUGUUUGAAGUAUCCACCAGUGAACAUGGUGCUCAGCAUCACAUCUACAGGCUUGUCAAAGACUGAGGCAUUGUGGGACAGAUAUGGCUCCUCUUUUACACUCGAAUGCCAUGGCAACCUGCUGCUGUUGACCUCAGUGGAAUCACAUUUUCUUUGUUGAAUGCCUGGACAUUGUUUUCCACAAAAGGAUAAAUGGAACCAGAAAUAAGAGAUGGAACAUUUAACGAAAAUGAAGCAUUUACAUUUUGAUAACUAAUUUGAAUUUUCAAAUUUCUCUGGAUUAUUUUAGUUAUGAAAGCGAACACCAGACAAAUUGCAUGGACUAAUUUUUUUUAGUUUUAUAGUUUUUUUUUCUUUUGUUGGUUUAAUUCAAUUUUUACACAAUUGCAUGUGAGGAUAUGCAGUGCUGGGAGUGCCCAGAAAAAAAAAGUUUCCUGGGCUACAGAAAGAAACCUGAAAGGAUGUUUUCUGACCUCAGAUGGAUUUUAAUUCUCUGACUGAAACUUUUCUGUUUUAAAACCACUUUGUCCUGCCAUCUCUUCUGAAUCUGUUACAAAUCAUGGAGCUUUGGUCUACCCUACUGAAAAUAUUUUUAGCAAAUGAAUAAGACUUACCAGGACAACCUACUGAAUAUCAUUUUUUGUUUUACAGAUUUUAAAAUAUAUAUAUUUUCACAUACGAAAGACAACAUAAUGAAUGGUAUUUUAAUUGCCCUACCUGUCAGUGUUAUUUAUCGACCGAUCAAGGAGGGCUUUAGCUAAACGUAAUAUGGAAAUGAAUGUCGAAGGAGAGACAACUGAAACUGGUGAUGGAAUUGUAAUGUGUCAGCGUGUUUAGUUGUAAAGGGCUGCACUGAACCACUUUAUUGAUCUAUCUCAUGGUUUAGAUUAAAUCUGAGGUUCACUGGGAAUGAUCUAAAAACAAAAACCCUUUGCAAAUAUUUCACUUCAACUUUUGGUUUAAAAGCAAGUCAAAUAAAGUUGAAUGAGAAAAGAAAGAAAUGUUCUUUCAAUGUUUCAAUUUGUCUGCCUAUGGGAUGUUUCCUUUCCAAGAAAUCCAUACAAAAUGUUUUCGUAAGUAUAGAGUUUCAUAGCAUAUUAAAAAAUGUCAACAUUUGGAAAUAAAGCUACAAAACUCA